Messenger RNA from Eptesicus fuscus (big brown bat), 2328 nucleotides. It is a transcript of the gene VWA3A, whose product is annotated as von Willebrand factor A domain containing 3A. NCBI's taxonomy places the organism in Eukaryota, Metazoa, Chordata, Mammalia, Chiroptera, Vespertilionidae. Bases 89 to 2296 code for a protein of 735 amino acids. The record is from RefSeq and is a predicted model, not a curated record. The transcript has 21 exons.
CCCGCUCCGUUCCGCGCUUGGAAGAGCGUAAGGGAACCAGAGCCGAGUCCUGCGGUUGCAGGCUCUUCUCCCGGAGACGGAGACGUGAAUGGAGACAGUCAGCAUGAAGAGGAACACGGACAGGGAUCCAAAGAAGCAGCCGACCCAGGAGGACGUCAGAGGGCUGGGCCGGCACCCAGACAACGGCCUGCUGGUCACACACAUUAACCAGACACAGGACUUACUGAGGCUGCGGGGAGCCGAGGCCCAGCCUUCAGCGGAGGAUGACUCGCGAGCUUGGCUUUCGGCUCACAGUUUAGAGUUUGAGAAGCUCACCGUGGCCGACCUGGUCAGCCAGGGCACACCUGUGCUGGAGGAGGGCAGCAGCGCCGUGGACGUGCACUUCUCCGCCCAGGCCGCCCGCCGGCUGGAGGCGAAGCUCUCUGAGAUGAUCGGACUCUAUCGACAGAGAAUUCAGUGGCUCUCGGAAAGCAGCAGAAAGGCGUUUGGCCUCCUCCCCGGGGCCGGCGUGGGGCUCCUCGUGGACGCGGCCGCCCUGGGCGGGGGCCCUCGGAGAGAAGAGUUCCUGCGCGACCUCGCGAGCCUCAUUGAUGAGCAGCUGAGCCACAAGGAGAAGCUGUUCGUCCUGACCUUCGGCACCACCACCUGCGCCCUCUGGCCAGACCCCGUGGACGUCAGCGCCUCCAGCCUCCAGGAGCUCAAACUCUGGGUAAGGACGCCGCAGCCGGAAGGAGGCAGCAAUCUGCUGCAAGCCCUGAGAAAAACCUUCGCUCUAAAGGGGCUGGAUUCUCUGGUGACCAUCCUGGGAAGCUGCCCAGAUCAGCCUCCUGAAAUCCUGUCUGACUACAUCCAACAGGCCACCCUGGGCAGGGGCCUCCACACCCACCUUGUCACCUACCAGUGCGAGGACCGGGUGCCCCCCGCUGUCCUGAAGAACCUCGCGGAAGCUGUUGGGGGCCACUACCACUGCUACAGCCCAGAGUCGGAGAUCUGUGCCGGCCCCGACGUCGAGGAGCUGCUGGCAGAAAUGCAGACGGCCCAGAGCCUCCUGGGCCAGGUCCGCGCCCUGCGCCAGAGCGCCGCUUGCCCGGAGCUGCCCGGCCUGAUGGAGGAGAUUUCCACAGAGAUUGCCAAAGGGCCAUUCAGAGGUCUCUUGCCUAAACCCCCAAAGCACGAAGCUCCCCUCACAAUUGAGUUCCCAAACUUAGACAAGACUUCUGCAGAAUGGCUCAAGGUCAAUGGCCUAAGAGCCAAGAAGCUGAACCUUUACCAGGUUCUGGCGCCCAACGCGUUCGCUCCCAUUGAGGAAUUUGUGCCUGUUCUCCAGAAAACGGUGUCGUCAACUGUCCAUGAGAAGGCAAUGGUACAGCUUCAGUGGCACGACGGGACGGUGAGGAACGUCCACGUGGACCUGCCCUUCCUCUUUGAAUACCAGAAGCAGCUCAGCAGAGCCAUGCGGAUGUAUGAGAGGCGGGUCGAGUGGCUCUCGCUGGCCAGCAGGAGGAUCUGGGGCACCGUCUGCGAAAAAAGGCUGGUUAUACUGCUCGAUCUCUCUGCGGCCAGUUCCAUGUACAUUAUUCAUAUCCAGCACUCCCUGCGGCUGCUGCUGGAGGAGCAACUGGCCAACAAGGACGCCUUCAAUGUCAUCGCGUUUGGGAGCACAGUCGAGAGCUGGAGGCCCGAGAUGGUGUCCGUGAGCCGCGACAGCUUACAGAGCGCCUGGCAGUGGGCCCUGACCCUGCAGUGUCGGGGCAGCAGGAAUGUCCUCGGCGCCCUGCGCAAGGCGGUGGAAGUGGACUUCAAGGACAAGGACAGACAACAAUCGCAGGGCAUCUACCUCUUCACAGGGGGCAUCCCCGACCAGGACAUGCCCACGCUCAGCGCCUACGUGGCCGAGGCCUGUGGGGGCUGUGACCUCCAGCUGAACGUGUGUCUUUUCUACGUGGGUGAGCCGCCCAUGGACACCGCCCCACCUGCCUGCUAUGCCAGCCGCACCGACACGGCCGCUGCCUACCGAGAGGUCACCCGGGCCGCUGGAGGCCGUUUCCACUGGUUUGGCGACACAGGCAUUUAUGAAAGUGACGACAUCAAUGCCAUCAUGUCUGAGAUGGAAAAGGCUCUCAACUACUCGCAAAAGUGUGCCUUCCUGGUGUCCUCCCUGAAGAACCAGUCCAGGAAAGACCUGGAAAGGGCAGCCCUCUCCAAAGAAAACCCCAAGAUGCUCAAGCAAAGGAGUCAGCCUAAGAGACUCUGUCCUUCCGCGCCCGCAGCCCCCUCGGCGGCCAGAAUGGUUUGACUCCCUCCCUAAUAACACACAGGAUGUUGUUU